This is a messenger RNA of Pterocles gutturalis (yellow-throated sandgrouse), 514 nucleotides long. RefSeq names its product glutathione S-transferase-like. Gene Ontology annotation, molecular function: glutathione transferase activity. NCBI's taxonomy places the organism in Eukaryota, Metazoa, Chordata, Aves, Pterocliformes, Pteroclidae. The transcript has 4 exons. The record is from RefSeq and is a predicted model, not a curated record. Gene Ontology annotation, biological process: xenobiotic metabolic process; glutathione metabolic process. The annotation marks the transcript as partial.
UGGAGUCCUGAUGUUCCAGCAAGUGCCCAUGGUAGAGAUCGAUGGGAUGAAGAUGGUGCAGACCAGAGCCACCCUCAACUACACAGCAGGGAAAUACAACCUCUAUGGGAAAGAUCUGAAGGAGAGAGCCCUGAAUGACAUGUAUGUGGAAGGAAUAACAGAUCUGAUGCAAAUUAUUAUCGUGUUUCCUUUCUCUCCACCUGAGGCAAAGGAGAAAAAUCUUGACUCAAUUAAGAAGAGGGCAACUAACAGGUACUUCCCAGUCUUUGAAAAGGCUUUAAAACAACAUGGCCAAGACUUUCUCGUGAGCAACAGAUCCAGCUGGGCAGAUGUUCAGCUAAUUGAAGCCAUUUUAGCAGUGGAGGAGAAAAUGCCUGCUGUGCUGUCGGUGUUUCCUCAGUUGCAGGCUUUUAAAAUAAGGAUGAGCAAUAUGCCUACAAUUAAGAAGUUCCUGCAGCCUGGCAGGAUCUAUGAAGUGAUGCCCGAAGACCGACCUGUUUGUGCGCCUUGUAGA